ACGGGUGAUCGCGUCUUUUACUUAUCACCCGUGGGCAAACCAGCCGAAAUAUCGUUGUAAGUUAAUUGAUAUUCAUGGAUCAUUUGAUUGGUCAUCAUAUGAUUCCAUCGCAAAACCUCGAUGGCAUUUCAACCAAUCAGAAUUCUUAUAACGUAUCAGUGUUCGGCUAUCGUAAACAUGGCGGGCAAGUUUCAAAAUGUGUGUAAAAGGUUCAGUUUAGAUGCGUUAAAACCUUUCCAGGAGGAAACAAUUACACAGCUGUUGAAAGGCAGGGAUUCAUUUCUUUCCGUUAAAACAGGCGGUGGCAAAAGUAUUUGCUAUCAAGGUUUCCAGCUGAUGUGGACGGAAUUGAACGGAUGCGAAUGCAGUGUUUUGAUAGUUUCGCCAUUGCUUUCGAUAAUGAAAGAACAAUGUGAAUACUUGAAAUCUUGUGAUUUUACCUCAACGUAUAUUGGCAGAGAUAGUAGCGAAGACAUAGACAUUAUCAAUGGUAAUUUUCAAUUCCUGUUUGCUUCACCGGAAUCCAUUUUGUCUGUAAAUAAGUGGAGGGACAUGCUCGUUGCUAGCAAACAUUUCAAACUGUUCGUCGUCGAUGAGGCCCAUACUGUAUUGCAUUGGGGUGAAAGUGAAAUCGAGAUGGAGCCUUUCCGUAUCUGGUACAGCAAGCUAGGCGAAAUCAGAUCCCUAAUACAGUGUCCUGUCCUGUUGAUAACUGCAACAGCUAACAGAUCAGCUCGAAUGGAAAUGCAGAAGAAGUUUUGCAUGAUAGAUUGUCAUGAAAUUAUUCAAAAUCCUGAUAGAGAAAAUAUCAAGCUGUUUGUUCAUAAAUUUAAGAGCACAGUUUCACAUGGAGACAUUUUCUACUUUCUUAUUCACUUGUUAAAAAAGGACAAAGAACUGUGUGAAAGAUUUUUGAUAUUCUGUCCUUCAAUUAAAACAUGCAGUGAAUUAUUUUCUGCCUUAAGGAUGAAACUUGGGCAUAUCAUUAAGCAUGUUGACAUGUUUCAUUCACAAUCACCAGACACAGUUAAAGAAAAGAUUAAAGAAGACAUGAGUGUAGAGAGUGGUAACAUCAGAGUUUUAGUUGCAACAAGUGCAGCAGGGAUGGGAGUGAAUUUCAGAUCGGUUAAAUAUGUUAUAAAUUAUGGACCUCCUAAAGAUAUGGAUGGAUUUGUCCAACAGUUCGGUAGAGCAGGUCGUGAUGGAGGAGUGGCCAUGGCCUUGUUACUUUUUAAUGGUAAACAGUGUAGAAAUUUGGAUGAAGACAUGAAAACCUAUACUCAAAAUAAAGAAACUUGUCGUAGGGACAUCAUACUUUCAGCAUACAAAUCAAAAUCUGACCCCAAAAGAUUAAGGCACAUGUGCUGUGAUAUUUGUGAUGUCCAAUAUGAUUGUAAUAGUACUGACUGUUCAAAUUUUAAACAUCCAUUUUAUAAAUACGAAUUGCCUGUGUGUUCUUCAGAUUCUGAUAAUAGUGCUGACGACAUGUUUGACGACGAUUCAGAUUAAAACAAAUCAUUUCAUUA
Magallana angulata is the source of this 1526-nucleotide messenger RNA. RefSeq lists its product as uncharacterized. Gene Ontology annotation, cellular component: cytoplasm; nucleus; chromosome. The record is from RefSeq and is a predicted model, not a curated record. The transcript has 2 exons. The coding region runs from base 121 to 1509 and encodes 462 amino acids. Gene Ontology annotation, molecular function: nucleic acid binding; four-way junction helicase activity; 3'-5' DNA helicase activity. Gene Ontology annotation, biological process: telomere maintenance; double-strand break repair via homologous recombination. NCBI's taxonomy places the organism in Eukaryota, Metazoa, Mollusca, Bivalvia, Ostreida, Ostreidae.